GAAGAAGAAAUCUGUGGAGAGCAGCAUGAUGGGAUAUGAAAGUCCUCCGGCGGCGCGCUGCCGCCAUGUCACCUAGAGAGAAACAUUUAGCGCUUCUCUCUGCUUUGGGCUUAGUAAGUUUCGCUCUUUAUUACAGUCCUACUUUUCUUUACGCGACUUUAAUUCUUGCAGUUUGUUGUAUUGUGUGUUACUUUCACUUCGGAGAACCGCUUCCCGCCAGGUUAGGCCUGAAUCCGCGCGCUGGGCUGAACGUCCCGGCCGUGCUGCGGCGUUGGUUUGGCGGUUGGGGGGUGACCGGCGUACCGGUGGCCGCACGGGGUAAAGUGAAGAGCGGCAGAAACAAACCCGAGCUCCGGAACUCAGAGGGGAGCUUUAGAGAAACAGGGAUUUAUCGGAGGGAACAUUUGUCGUCUGAGUCGUUUCUGUUCAGCCCCCGGGAUUUCCUCAUGGGGAGCUACAUCGGGAAACCCGAGAGUCCACCGACCGCUCCGAUCGGGAGGCCGAGAGGAGCGAGAAACCCCCGAGAACAACUGCGGGAAAACCUGUCCAGACCCAACCAUGCUGUCUAUUCUCCCAACAGGAGGCUGUCAUUUACCGGGUACGUCCACAAACAAAUCCCGCUUCUAUAAACAAAUCCUGACCGUCUGUGGGAGAUCCAAGUCCAGUUAGUUGGCGGGUUUUAGUGAUGGACUCUUCAGUCUUUGGAGGCAGCUUUGUUGGUAUAAUCAGACUAAAGAUCCUCCUUUCAUAUUUGUGAAUGAAGUAGACAGGAAAAGGGCUUAUAAUAUUAUCACUGAUCAGAGUAAAUGUGUUACCCAAACAGGAGGACAGAAAUGAAACCAAUGACUAAUUUCAGCUUUUGUUAUUUAACCUUAAUUCAACUAAAAAAAAAUCUAACCGUUUAAUAUUUCUUCUCAGAAACAGCCUAACCUUAGAACACUAUCACAAAAAUUAGUAACACCAUCAUCACUAUCGCAGGGUGAUUUUUACCUGAAAUAAUAUACCCGAGAAAAAGUACUUGUCAAAAUAGGACAAUUCAUGACAAAUUAAAGUAGUUUUCUUUUAUUUUUUUACUGUGCAAUGUCCAAAGGGAGGGAAAAAGUGUCAUUAGGGGACCAUAUAAAAAUGCAACAAAAUAACUGAAAUUAGGCAUUCAUGAACAAAAAAUAAAGAUAGCGUGCAAAAUCCAGGACCGCUCUGACUGACCUUAUUCGCCUACAUGUAGCUAUCAAAUCUACCCAAACCUACUUUACCCUCUAUCACUAUCCCAAACACGUGUCUGUAAGAAAAAGUGGAUUUUGGAUCAGGGAAACAAAUAUGCCUUCAAAGAUGUCAAAGGAAAUGCUGAAGCUACAUUUUGCACACAUGUGUAAUAAUAAAUCUCUCUAAGGGCUUCAGAAAAAACUGGCAUGGUGUUAUAACCAAACACACACAGUUUGAAACAAACAAAAAAAAAAACAACAACCUGGCUUGACUCAUAGCACAUUAUUCAGUAAUUAGGUCAGCCUGCCUCCCCAGUGAAAGCUGUAGGGAAAACAUCCACGUGUAUCUUUGUUUUCUCUGAUUUAAUAGCAGAUUCAGAGAACAUCAGUUGACUGACGGAAAAGGUUAAUUAGGCAAAAUAAGCAUUCAUAUCUUUUAGAUACAUUGAGCUUUCCUGGCUGGUUCAACUGGUGUGGCAAAAAAAAAAAAACUUAACAGUCCAUUUUAUAGAAAUCUUGGCUGAUACUGAUAAAUGAUUUCUACACCUGAUCAUCAAUACAUGUGUCUUUAAGAAUGCAAAACUAUCACUGAAUAUAAAACCAGUUCCUUUUUAUUUAGACAUAGUAUCUCAAAGCUUCAACUGCAUCUCCAACUUUGUUUCAGAAUGCAAAUAACAUUUUUUGACGACUGCGUCACGCUGUUUUUUCUUCUACCAGGGAGCCUUUGGGCACAGUGAGCAGAUUCACUAUCACCCCCCAGCGUCACUACCCCCUGCAGCAGCCAGGUGUUUCACCAGUGGGAGUCUUGCCUCCUGUCAGGUGGGAUGGCUUCAGGAAGAAAAACAUCCUCAGUCCACGCAACUCACCGGCUGUCCUCAGUCCCGUCACUGUGAAGAUCGCCAGGCCCGACCACCACAGCACAUUAAGGUCUUCAUCGCUGUGAUUUAUACAAGUCAAAAAUGAACAUCAUACAAGUUGCAUCACUGUGUAUCAUGGAUGUGUAUCAAUGUCCAUUGAAUUUCAUCAACAACUGUUUGAUCAAUUUGAUCAUAGAUGAGAGUUUUUUACUGAAUAUUAUCGAAGCUUCUCUGAUAUUUCAUCGUGAGUGUGCAUUCAAGCCUAAAUUUGUGGUUUUGUUCCUCAGUUUGAGUAUUAAAACUAUAACACACGCUGUGUUCUCAUUUCUUUUGGUCAUAGUUUGGACCACCAUACUUGUGCAGGACACCCCAGGACCCCAGCAGACCCCUGCUCCAGAGAAAGUGUCCUCAAGGUGUUGAAAGAAAGUCGUAAGAGGGACGUGGAAGAUGAGGAGAGAAGCUUUACGUCGGAGCAGAGAAGCAAAAGGAGGUACUGGAGGGACCAUGACAGAUGACACAAAGAUAAAAAAAAGAUGCAGCCUCACAGUCUAAAACAAGCUGACUUAAAGAAUGAGUUUAGCACUGCUCCCAAAUACUGCUGUAAUAAGGAGUCUGAUAAAGCAGGAAAUGCAGAGACACAAACAAAGCAGCAUUUGUGUUUUGCUAUGAAUGAAAUGUAACUGUAUGCAAACAGAGUGCAUCACAUGCUCAUUUCUCAUCUGUAUCUUUGUGUCAGAUUUUAGACAUCAUACACUUCAGACACUUGAACUUUCUGACAAAAUUCUGUUAAUUUGUCGACAACUUAUAAUAAAUAUCUGACAAAAUGGCUUUUGAACAUUUUUGCAGCUUGUCUGUUCAGAAUCAAAAAGGAAACAUCCUCAUUUAAAGUAUUAUGAGCCACUCAGAUGUUGGUUUAUUCACAGUUUGUUAAAAUGCUGCUCAUGUUGAUGAUUCUCUUUCAUUACUUCAGGCGUAAUGACAGCGGUGGAAGCGCUCACUCUGCGUUUGGGCCUCUUUUGCCCAAUGGAGCACCUUCACAGCUCGUCCCAAAGUGAGUUUAACUUCACGUACUAUCAGGUCUUGUCUUUAAAUUAACUGUCUUCAUCUGACCAAGCCCCCAGCGCUCUGUAGAGUAUAUUAAGACUGUCUAGUUGUUAAUGCUUUCCCUUUUCUCCUCCAGGCCAGGAAGCCUGAAAAGAGGGAUGGUCUCGCUGGCAGAGGAGUCCAUCAUGAAGAGGUCUCGCACUUCCUCCAUCAGCUCUGGCAGUGGAGUCCAUGCCCCCAGAGGAACCCCAGGAACCAGAAGGAACCCGAUACACAGCUCUUACAGCUCUUCACUCGGCCUCAGCCAGGUACCACUUUUUUAAGCGCAGUACAUUGCUCACAGAGGCGUAGAGUCAGAGUGGAGCUUAACCUCUCUUUGUUGAUCUCUGCAGUGGAAAAAACGAUCUGCACCCAGUUCUCCUCUGUCCAGCCCUGGAUCAUCGCGCUGUCAGACUCCAGAGGGCGUAUCCAAAAGGCCAAGGUAUGCCUCAGCUGGAGUUUAGCAGGUCAUCCAUAUUUCAGUGUAAUGUAGAUUGUAACUUAUGGUUUUAUUUCAGAGAGGACGAGGGACAGUCUCCCAGCUCAGCCUCCUCUGUGAGGUCGGACCACACAGCUUCAGACAAGGCUCCUGUUACUUGUAAGUCUCUUGUAUCCACAGUAUGAAGACAGACAGGAGCGUAAAUGUGAUUUCUUGUUUUUUUUUGUUCAGUUAGAUCUUAAUAUUUCAUGAUCAUGUUUCAGCCAAACAGACCCCAGCCCCCAGGAUCCCAAUUGCAGGAUCCGCCUCAGCAGACUCAACUAGUAGUGGCGGGAAGAGAAAACGGAAGAUCCAGCUUGUGUCCAGCAAACGGGACGAUCAGAUCUCUCUGGUAAGGAGUGCUGCAUGGUCAGACUUGAUGCUCUCUGAAAUCCUUGUUUCUAUAAUAGUGCUCCAGUGACCCAGGUUUCUCUCUGUUACUCUGUUUACAGCCCCCGCCUCCAGAGCUGGGCUACACUAUCACUGUGAAAGACCUGGACGAGGAGAAAAAGGCUGCCAUCAGCAAAAUCCAGAAGGUCCUGGAGACACCUGGUGAGUAGAAUAAUAUCACUGAAAUAAACCAUUUGUAUUUGGCAAUGUUAAGGCUCUUUCUCUUCUUACUGGUGUGUCUGGACUAUAAAGCUUGACCUCUGUCACGCUGCUGCUGUCGCCCAGUUAAGCCUCCAGCUAAACCCUCCUGUUGAUUUCUCCUUGUUUAGCACCUGAGCCAGAGAAGUCAGUCUCCUCCCCAGCCACCACUUCAACCCAGCCUGCCCCCUCUGCCACCUCCACCAACACCACCACCCUGAGCAGCCUCCUGGCAGCUCCUCUGCCCACUGUCUCGAGCGCUUCCAUCCCAGUUAUUAACCUGGACCCCAGUCCCAGCAGCAGCAGCAGCAGUGCGGCCACGGCAGCUGCAGCCCCCAACCCUCUACUGGAAGCUCUGAAAAAGAGCAUCUCUCCUGUUCCCGUUAGCUCCACACCUGUUACCAUUUCUACAUCAGGUAUGAUCAUUGCACUGACGUGUUUGGACCGCCCAGUUUUUAAUUCGUUUUUGGGAAAAUCAGAUUAAUCAUGAUUUCAACCUAUUAUAUUGAGGCAGGGCUUGACAGUGCGACUGUUUCACUCGCAUUUGUGACUAAAAAUAGAUGUGUGCGAAUUGUCAAAUGUAUUUAGGGGCAGAUGUGCGCAUAAAAAAAAUCAGCUGAGGCAACAAAUGUUUUUUUCAUGUAAAUACUGCGGCGAAGUUAGUUUUAGGUUGGAAAUUCAACGGACAUGCACCGCUGAUCUACCGGUGUCUUCUCACUCUCAAUAACCGGGAAUCGCAACAGCAGCGUGGUUAAACCUACUCAGCACCCUCGCUGUCAACGUUGGGUGUUGAAUAAGGGACCAUCAAUAAAUUACCUGUCGAUGCUUCCAUGUCAUGUGACCAAUUGACCUAAAAUUGAUUUCAAAUAAUAGCACUAAGGUUGGACAAUAAGACACACCUCUUUAUUUCCCUAAUUUGUCUUCUUAAAAAUUUUGUCUUAAAUUUAGUGACAAAUUUUGAACAUUUUCUUCAAUAGCUUCCAUGUCAUGUGACCAAUUGACCUAAAUUUGAUUUCAAAUAAUUGUACUUAGGAGCACAUGUGAUCCUUCUGAAAUAAGUUAGUGUCAAGCCCUGUGAAGGAUUUUUCUUUGUGUACAAUAAAACCAGAAUAUUUACAAUCCAAUACACAUGCAACAAAGUGUAACAGUACCAUAAAAAUUCUCGUUAUUUUAAAUUGCUCUAUUUUUUUGUCUCUGGCCUUAUCACUGACUACUUCAUUCCUUGUUCUCUCUAUAGUGUCCGCAUCAACCACACCGGCACAACCAAGUGGCCUAACCAUAAAAGUUUCAACUGCAGUGGAUUCUCCUCAAAUCCCUCCCGCCUCACAGUCUCAGUCCUCCCUUGCUGUUGGGGAUCAGCACUCUGCCUUCAUGCAGGUGCUGAGUCAAGUCUCAAAAGCCCCCAGCAGCAGCACUCCACCUUUAACAGGUACAGGUCUGUUUGGACUGACGAGCCAAAACAGCACAACAUCUUCAUCCUCUGCCUCCAACCCUGUUACUGCCACUGCUGCUACCCCAGCCAGCAGCACCCAGUCUGUUAGCAACACCAACCCUCUGCUGGCUACAGGGUUCAAGCCCAUCUUUACGGACACCACCACUUCCUCCGGGACACCGACCCCAGAGAGCAAACCCGCUGUCCAGAGCUUCAAACCCAUCUUUGGAGCAGCCACAGAGGGAUCUGGCUUUGGACAGCCUUCAUCUACCACAGCCACCAACCCAGCCUCGACAGUUUCUUCAGCUAGUACACCCUCAAUGUUUAGAUCAACAAACACCACCACGGUCACCCCAUCUGUUUUUCCUGGCAUGACAAACACCCUCACUGGCACAGCCUCCACUGGCUCCAUCAACGUCACACAGCCAGUAGCCCAGCCGACUGUGAAAUUUCUCAGUGGAGACUGGUCGGCACCAUCCACCACAAGUACCAGCUCAGCUCCAGCACAGGCUUCAAACACAGGGAGCUCAUUUCAGUUUGGAACUGUCCCCACAACAACUGCAGCUGCACCUCCUGCUGCUCCUGCUCCUGCUGCUGCUACUACAGCCUCCAGCAACAGCACGUUCGCAUUUGGUGCCACACAGCCCGAUCCCCAAGCUGCCAGCCAAAAUGUCUUCACUUUUGGUCAAGCAGCACCAACACAGAGCACGACCGCUUCAUUUGGAGGCUUCGCCAUGGCCAACACCGCCUCCACCACAGCCGCUGCACCUGCUGCCACCACCCAGUCCACCUUCACCUUUGGGAAGUCAUCGUUCCCGGCUCCUCCUGCAGCUACUGCAGCAGCAGCACCGCCAGCCUUUGGUUCCUCUGCAGCGGCCCCUAAACCAUUCACCUUCGGCAGCAGCGCAGCAUCAUCCGCUCCCGCCGCUAACCCUGCCCCGCCGCCCCCUUUCCCUUUCGGCUCAGCUACUGUCACCUCAGCACCCAGCUUUGGGACCCCGGCUCAACCAGCCUUUGGAAGCAGCACCACUGGUUUUUCUUUUGGCAGCACCACCGCUCCCUCUGCUGCACCCUCAGCCGCACCAAGUUUCGGUGCGGUGACACAGACUCAGAGCGCCCCCACUGCCACCUUUACGUUUGGCAGCGCUGCUCCUCAGCCGGCUCCUCCUGGCCCUGCUCAGUCGGCUCCCAGUGGGUUUAACUUCGGUGCUGGUAUGCAAUGCCCUCAGUUUGGAACACCAGUAGCCAAUAAUCCUGCACCGCAGAUGGGGGGCUUCAACUUUGGGGCAGCGGCUACUGACAAACCAGCGUUUGGUAAGGACAAAAGAUCAUUGAAGAUGUAUUUUUACUGAUAGAUACAUCAUUGAAAUCUCUGAAGGAGUCAUCAACACUGUUUUUGCUCUCUCAGUCAUUCAUCCUCAAACACUUUUGACUAAAACAACAUUAAACUUGAGCAACUGCCAUUGAAAGUCAAAAGAAUUAAUUGAAUAAUUAAUUGCUGUUAUUUGAGUUUGAUGAAAUUUCGUGCUGCACUUUCUGCAGGAACAUCCACCCCAGCCUUCGGCCAGGGUGCUGCAGGUCCAAAUCCCUUUGGAAGUCCAGGAACUCCAGUUCAAGGCUUCAACGCCGUUCCAUUUGGUAAGUCACCAAUGCAAGUUCAAGAGUUUCAACAAGUGUAAGAUGUUGACGGGAAUCCAUGGCAUUCCUAUGAAGAGCUGUGGACGACAUUACACCUUCCCACUUCCGUUUUUUUUUCCCUCCGGUUAUAUUCCAAAUAAACUCACCGACCAAACAACUUUAAAUGUUAUUGUUCAGUAGACCAGUUUUUUUAAAAGUAACCGCAGAAAUGUGGAGCUGCAGUUCCCAGAAAUAAGAGCGAUCUCUCUGCUAACAUUCAGCCAAUACAACUCUACAGCCUCUGAAAAAUGUCCAUGAGUUGAAAUAAAGCAAACAAAACACAGGAUCUUGAUUUUGUCAAUCCAUGAACUUUGGCCCUUUAUCUCAGAAUUACCUGACUACAGCAACAACAGGACAGGAGUGACCUUUACAACUAAGAAAAGUAGCAGUUGCUCUGUUUUAAUCAGUGUUUCAUGCACUCUCAUAUCUUUGUUACCAAGAGCUAAGAAAGAAAUGCAAAGGUUCAAAGAGCCAUACAGGACGCGAUAUCUUUUUUUAUUUUUUUUUAUUUUUUUUGUCGGGGGGUAGGGGAAAGUCCCACCUCCUUCGCCUCUGAUUGGCUAGAAAAGAUGGAAACGUCAUCACACGUUCAAGCUAAACGCGGGUUGUCGGCUCUCUCAUCGAACAGAACGUUACAGAACAUUAUCGCACUUUUGAAUCUCCUAACCCUAACCCGACAAAUGAUGUUUCACAGCCAUUAGGAAUAACCAAUCUGAGCCCAGCACUUGUAGCCAAUCAGAGGCAAAGGAGGGCGGGACCUUCCCCUACCAUCCCACACAAAAAAAUUGCAUACAGAACAUACUGUAGGUUAUUAUUGCAUGCAUUGCAUGUUGUUGCUCACAUUUUUUCUGUGUUUUAUCAUCAGGGUCUCCAGCGACUCCCUCUUUCUCUAUUGGAGCAGGAUCCAAACCAUCAGGAGCACGCCAGAGGCUGCAGGCAAGGAGGCAACACAACAGGAAGAAAUAAACUACCCAAUGUGUCCAGUUCAGCUGUCAGAGGACUUCAGCUGUUGCUGCUGUUGCUGCUAUGGUUCAUCUGGCUAACAUUGCUCUGUUCUAAGCCCACCAUCCCCCCAACCAGGCUGCCACCAUGCCCUCUGCUUUUUCGCCCUGCUCCAGUGGGCUGUGCUGGCCGGCCCGAAACAAUGUGUUUGCAGAGGAGUCAGAAAGAGCAUAUACCGGCUCGCUGAGUUAAUGCUGCCCGGUCGUCUACAUGACCAAGAGAGGGAAUGUAGCAGCGCGGAGACAGAGUCCAUAACAAUGUACUAUACUUGAAGAAAGACAAAAGACAGAUGAGAAGUCAAAUUCUGAACAAAAGCAUAUCCGAAGUUCAUUUUUCCUUUAUCGUAUGUGGACACUCCCAUUGGUUUGUCUUAAAGAGAGAGUUGAGUCAGGCAGAGACAUGGAGCCUUGGCUCAAACUUUUAUUUUUUUACGUGAAUUGCUCACUGGUGUGUAUGUUACCGAGUAUUUGAGUACAUUAUCUGAAUGAGUCUGAAUAGAGCAGAAUGCACAGCUGCAGUGUACAUGUAAAGUUAUGAGAUGUUUGCAUUUAAAAUUAUUUUUUUAAUUGGCUCUCUGACCCUGUAAAUGAAUGAUGUGUUUCUGCAUUGCAAAGGCAACAUGUCUUAAUGUAGAUAGUGCAGAUCCUUGUGUUCUUGUUUCAUACUCUUUGUCAUUACAAGCAUUCCCAGAAGUCCUCCUGUGGAUGGCCUUUUUUGAUAGCGAUUGCCAACACUGAUACAGUUAGCAUGUCAGUAAACCAGUAAGGAUGACUACUCUUGUCAUGUGCUGACAAACCAAAGCAAAAUCUUCAGCUUCAUGCCUGUGAAAACAAUCUGUGAUCUCUAACCUUUAAACCUGAGAUGUGUUUGUUUGUGCCGGACUACCUCUCCUUACUCUUGGCACUGAAUCCAUGUGAAUUCACUGAAAAACUUUGGUUCGGUUUAACUCUCAACUGCUGUUUAUACAGAGAAUAAAAAGUGAGUUUUAAAACAUCUGUACAUCAACACAUUAGUCCAGCUUCUGAAUAAUAAUAAUCGAUAACAACAUAGAGACAUAACAUCAGAUUUGCCAAAACACACUCUGUUACAGUGGAAAACCUUGUCUUAGAAAGUUCUCAAUUUAAUGCAGGGAUCAAAAUUUGCGCUGAUGUCUUUUCCGUUCAUAUUUGUGGGGUUUUCUUUAACAGAAGUUAAAGUGAACCCACUGAUGUCAGCAGUUAUGAUUUGUUUUUUAACGGUAAUGGUUACUUCUUGUGAAAAGUAAGUCAUAAGAUUCAGUUGCUGAUGAUUAAUUUUGGAGAAAUAAACAGAAAUUUGGACGAGGACUUCCCAACAACAACAAAAAUUAGAGCACCGGUUUGACUUUUUUCUCCCAUCCAGCCACACCGCUGACAGAUUUUUUAGUAUCUGGUUUAUCGUUGACAUAGUUUGACUUUACAGUAAUUGUUUCCAGCCUGAAAUGGUAAAGCACGUUAAUUUCCAUAGCUGGUUACUUUUGCUAAUAAGAUUGUCUUACCAAAUAUUCAUCAGCUUUUAUUUAGAUCUUUUGCAGUUUUUGCUUUUUUAUUUGCGUUUUCAUUGAACAGGAAGCGGAAUAGUGCUCACCAAGCACAUCAGUACACUCUGUUUCUUUACAGCAUGUAAACACAUUUUUCCCAAGUGCUGAGAAUGAGUAAGAAGUCUGGAUUUAAGGAACAUCUCAUGUCAUUAUUCUCUCCUUUGUGAUCUUUCUGUGUAUCUGUCCUUUAAUUUAUUCUUGUUUUGCUCUUCGGGUUUUUUUGUUUAAAAACCCGUUGAGUAAGUAGAUUAAGCAUCAGUUUUAAUAAAUCUGUUUUCAAAAUAGGA
Xyrichtys novacula (pearly razorfish) is the source of this 10164-nucleotide messenger RNA. NCBI's taxonomy places the organism in Eukaryota, Metazoa, Chordata, Actinopteri, Labriformes, Labridae. The record is from the annotation of a GenBank genome assembly.